Messenger RNA from Nomascus leucogenys (northern white-cheeked gibbon), 1437 nucleotides. RefSeq names its product myeloid cell surface antigen CD33-like. Gene Ontology annotation, molecular function: sialic acid binding. Gene Ontology annotation, biological process: cell adhesion. The coding region runs from base 1 to 1437 and encodes 478 amino acids. NCBI's taxonomy places the organism in Eukaryota, Metazoa, Chordata, Mammalia, Primates, Hylobatidae. The transcript is spliced from 9 exons. Gene Ontology annotation, cellular component: plasma membrane. The record is from RefSeq and is a predicted model, not a curated record.
AUGGCCAGACAGUGCCUGCUUCCCUGGUGUGGACAGUGCUACGGGAGGGAAAGGCUGUGGGCAGAGAACCUGCAGCUGUGGGCUUCCUGUGGGGCCCUUCUGGGGCCCUGCGACACCAAGGCUCAUCCUAAAGAAGCUCACGCUGCAGUAGCUGCUGCCCCUGCUGUGGGCAGGAGAGACCAUGGACAGCGCAGGCUCCGGGACCUGGGGCUCCGGGGUGGCGCCUGCGCUGCGGGUGGAGCGCCCACUGGGGGAGGCAUCCUGAACUUCAGGACAGCCCGGGACACUUACAUGAACCCUACAGAAACCUAUAUCCUGCAGGACAAACCACCCCACAGGUCAAGAAGAGGACGUGACUCAGGCCAGGCCUGGAGUGACCAGCUGCCUGGUGUAAACAGUUGUGCACAGAAAAGCACCUCAGAGUGGAAGGACUUUAGACAUGGGGUUUGCAUGUCUCAGAUGGCCCCAAAGGGAGCCCAGGAAGCCUCUGCCUCAGACAUGCUGCUGCUGCUACUGCUUCCUCUGCUGUGGGCAGGUGAGUGGCUGCGGGGAGAGGGGUUGUCGGGCUGGGCCGAGCUGACCCUCGUUUCCCUGGCUAUGGAUCCAAAAAUCUGGCUGCAAGUGCAGGAGUCAGUGACGGUACAGGAGGGUUUGUGCGUCCUCGUGCCCUGCACUUUCUCCCAUCCCGUACCCCACUACGACAGGAAUUCCCCAGUUCAUGGUUACUGGUUCCAGGAAGGAGCCAUUGUAUCCUGGGACUCUCCAGUGGCCACAAACAAGCUAGAUCAAGAAGUACAGCAGGGGAUUCAGGGCCGAUUCCGCCUCCUUGGGGAUCCCAGUAGGAACAACUGUUCCCUGAGCAUCAUGGAUGCCAGGAGGAGGGAUAAUGGUUCAUACUUCUUUUGGAUGGAGAGAGGAAGUACCAAACACAGUUACAAAUCUCCCCAGCUCUCUGUGCAUGUGACAGUCCUGACCCACAGGCCCAACAUCCUCAUCCCGAGGACCCUGGAAUCUGGCCACCCCAGGAAGCUGACCUGCUCUGUGCCCUGGGCCUGUGAGCAGGGGACGCCCCCCAUCUUCUCCUGGAUGUCAGCUGCCCCCAUCUCCCUGGGCCCCAGGACCCUCCACUCCUCAGUGCUCACGAUCAUCCCACGGCCCCAGGACCACGGCACCAACCUCACCUGUCAAGUGACGUUCCCCGGAGCUGGUGUGACCACAGAGAGAACCAUCCAACUCAGUGUCUCCUAUGCUCUAGGGAACCUAAAGAUUGGUGUCUCCCUAGGAGAAGGCACAGGGAAAUCAAGGCCUGUGACAAAGGUGGUUCUGGUGGCCAUUGGGGAGGCAGCUGUGAAGAUCCUGCUUCUCCUUCCUCACCUUCCUCAGUGUGAGGUCCUGCAGGAGGAAGGUGGCAAAGGCAGCAGCAGCCAUGGAGGCUGA